GUUUAAUCAUAUCCUAGACGUCUACAGCGAAUGAACCGAUGCCCAUCAUCAGUUUUCCGGAGCUUUUCUAUCAAGCUCUCUUCCCUCGACUUAUUCCACAAGGCGCUCAACUCAUUGCCUCUGCUGCUGGAGCAAUACUGGUAGCUGUGCAUGCUCCUUGGCUGAUAUAGGUAGACAGCCAUGGACAACGAAAACAGACAACAACCGAAAGCACAACAACAAAACGAGGAAUCUGCAAAAUCGAAAGGCAAGGCCACAGAUAACGAUUCUGGAAAGCCUGACUCCAUCGCCAGCAGACUUCAGGCUUCUGGCAGACUUGCUCUCCAUGCUUUCGGAACAGGUCCAGAUAUAAGUGGCCAGAGACCAGAUGGAAAAGCUAGCGCCAGUGGCAGCAGCAUUACUGGGAUAAACUCAUCUAGUACGGGCGAAGCAUCAUCGCACAGGUUGCGCUCAACAGCUCCUGGUGAAUCGCUACACUCCCAGGCAAAUUUUGUUUCUGGUGCAUCGGCGGAAGCAUUUGACGCCUUCUUCAGUGCCGACUCCAAGUUAGAGAUUGAGGAUGCCAGUCAAUAUGGGAGGCUCCCAAACCAAACUCACCAUGUACCAUCUACGCCAAGCGCUAUUCUGGAGCAAGAGAAGAUGGAUGGCGCUGCUGUAGUCAACCUACUUGAUGAUUCAUCUGGGGCACUUGAUGGUGUUUUGCUCGGAGCUCAUGACACGGACGCCGUAGAUGAGGGCCUUACCCCAGAGGCGGCUACCAAGCUGAGAGAAGCCCUUUUCACUGCAGGUUCGGCUUUCCCUGGCUUUAGCUGGGAUGACUUACUCAACUUUAACCCCGAGUUUCUUGAUCAGGCAGGACCUGAAGCAGAUUUCGAACGGCAGCUUCACUUUGGUACAACGAGUGCCGACGAAGUGAGGAAUAGCUACCUUGACCAAUGGGACAAGGUGUUAAAUGGGUAUACAGAGUAUGUCUGGGGGGAUUUAGAGCCUCUGAUAACUGAAGCUCGAAGAGAAAUCGUGGAAGUUAAGAAUCAAGGUCUUGAUGCUGUGCCUCAGACAAAGGCACUGGACCGGUUACGACAGAUUUUGGGUCAUGUCCGAGGGUUUUGAAGAAUCGAGUUACAGGUCGAUCUCAGACAUUUUGAGCAACAGUAACAAUCAUACUUGGGAUAUAAUGUAUUUGCAUGAACAUUGACUUUGACACAAUAAGUACCUAGGGCAUUGUGAACUUAAUUGAUCGAGUCG
Fusarium verticillioides 7600 is the source of this 1245-nucleotide messenger RNA. RefSeq lists its product as hypothetical. The record is from RefSeq and is a predicted model, not a curated record. The transcript has a single exon. The coding region runs from base 181 to 1110 and encodes 309 amino acids. NCBI's taxonomy places the organism in Eukaryota, Fungi, Ascomycota, Sordariomycetes, Hypocreales, Nectriaceae.